Molecule: messenger RNA, 1283 nt
Organism: Alnus glutinosa
Lineage: Eukaryota; Viridiplantae; Streptophyta; Magnoliopsida; Fagales; Betulaceae
Exons: 14
Coding region: 134-1006 (290 amino acids)
Source: RefSeq, a predicted model, not a curated record
UACUACUAUAAAACUGCUUUUUCCCUCCAAAAUCUUCUCCAUUCUUCUAUUACCCAUUUCCCAAAUACCUAAAAGGCUAAAAACUCUCUCUCUCUCUCUCUCUCUCUCUCUGUGUGUGGAGCAAUCAUAUAAGAUGGAAGAGUACUUGCAGUACAUGAAGACUCUGCGCUCUCAGAUGAACGAUGUGGAGGAUCAAGCCGCGAAGAUUUCUGUCGAAGAGCAAGUGCAGUUAACCGCUAUUCAAACCAUGGAAAACGAUCUCAAUUCUGCAAAAUCUGAAACAAAGAAACUCCAAGAAGAUACUGACCUAAUGAUGAAGGCAAAGGGUCAAAUAUGCUCCCAGAUUUUGGAAAAACAGAGAAAGAUUGCCUCUCUGGAGUCUGAUUCAUCCACACUUACGCAGACGUUGGAGCUUAUUCAACAAGAAAGAGCCAACUUUUCUGCCAAAGUUAUGGAGAAGAGCACUUACUACUCCAAGGUUGCAGAGGAUAUGAAUGCCAAAUUACAGCAACAACAGGAUUGGGUCAGGUCUCAAAAACUUAGCAGAGAACUGGAAGAGCAUGAUUUGGUCAAUGUUAGAAUUGAUGAGCAAACAGGUCAAACUGAAGGGAAGGCUACCAUUGACAGCGACCUCAUUAUGGACAAUCUGGAAAAUGGAGCAAAGAAGAACCUGAUGGUGAAAUUAGACUCUGCUAAAGCCAACCUCGAUGAGAUAUCACGAAUGAAAUCCAAACUUGUUAUGGAGAACAGCAAGACGAAGCAGUUUCUUGAGCAAGUUAAGUGCAAGGCAAAUGAUUUUAAGCCAGAGCUAAGAGGAAUGGAUAUAAAGACCCUGGAAGAGGAACACAAUGCCCUUUUAUCAGAUAAAGCUGGAGAAACUGAGUACUUGCAGUCUCUGCUAGACCAAAUUGAAAAACUGAAGGGAAUUUCUCUUCCUGUUAAAUGUGCUUGCGGAGAAGAAUACAAGGUCUGUGUGGACCUAUGUGCGCGACAAAACAUGCAAUAAGUGCUUGAACCUCGGAGAACUUGGAAGGCUUAGGAACGAAAGCAAUAGUGGACUAGAAUAUGUGACUUUCUAUACAGUACUCUCUCACCUGCUUCUUUCUGCGAGCGAGAUGCCAAAUGCGCCAGCACAUAUUCUCGAGCCUGUUACUGCGUUCACGGGUAUUCCUUGUUGCUAUAACCUGUAACAGUCCUUCACCGUCAAUCACAAGUUAUCAUUUUUCUACUUUUCUCGUAGCACAAUAUUGAAAUAUAAGAAAACACCCUUAAUUAGAUUAUAC